Molecule: messenger RNA, 2573 nt
Organism: Neurospora crassa OR74A
Lineage: Eukaryota; Fungi; Ascomycota; Sordariomycetes; Sordariales; Sordariaceae
Exons: 2
Coding region: 548-2257 (569 amino acids)
Cellular component (GO): membrane; endoplasmic reticulum
Molecular function (GO): long-chain fatty acid-CoA ligase activity
Source: RefSeq, a predicted model, not a curated record
UUGGGCUGUUGAAGUUGGUGGUCUGUUCCCCCUUGAUGUCAAUUGGAUCCCCGCGCCCGCAAGUCUAAACAUCCUAGCUGGGCGACUUACACGACGAACGGCAGGACCCGAUCAGGCCUCCGUGGGUGAACCCCGCUGUGUCCCGCAUUUCAGGCUGCGUCCAGUCCGUCCAGGCUCCGCCAUCUGUUUUGUGCUGGAGUCUUUUGUACCUAUGGAUCCAUCAUCGCCCCGUCUCCAUCGAUUCUCUCCAUUCUCUCCCCGCUGUGAACACGGACUCCUGAGUCAGUCCCCGAGGCCUCGGACCCCACCAGAUCCAUCUUCCUCAUAAGAGCUCCAUCUUGCCUUGACCUGUCAUCCUAACGGGUCCCGCAUCUGCUCCCCCUGCCGGUUCAGGGCCAACCGGACAUAACACGCGAUACCCGACAACAGACAGCUUCAAAGAGCUCUACCCGAUCCCAACCCAACGCUACCUAUUGAACCUACAACUUGACACGCGACAAACCCGAACGCUUUUGAACGCUGCGCCCACGCUGCGCCGUCGGUCACCAUGGGCGCCUUCGACAAUCUGUUGCUGUCACUCGACGAGGGCAUCACGGAUUUCUUUGCGCAAUGGAACAUUUAUAGCACCAUCAUCGUCACUGCCUUCAUCGGCUUCCUCACCUACCAGAUCUCUACACGGAAGGACCCCGAUACGCAUCCCAUGCUCCUUGUCCGACAGUCUCAAGGGUCCCCCGUUCGACAGCCCGGCCAGUCUCCCGUAUACCGCGGCCAGUCUGCCCCCCAUGGCAUGCCGCUUCAGACCGGUCUGAACGUCAAGGAUCCCGGUGCCUCGCGCUGGGCAAGAGGACGCGACGGUGAUCUUCGCGAUGUCUGGAGGCAAGCUGUGGCUGGUGUGCAGGAGGACGGCCCGAGCAAGGGCGCAAAGGGCAAGAUCCUCAGCGUUUUCGGUACCGAACAUGUUACGGAGCACUCGUUGGACGACAUCACACGCCAGAUCAACCUGAUUGGAGGACACAUCAAGGAGCAGGGCGGCAGUCGUGUGGCCAUCUACAUUCCCAACUCUGUCGAGCUACUUGCGGCCCUUUUUGCAUGCGCCUUCUACAACUUAACGGCCGUCAUUCUUCCCUUCGAGCAACCGGAAGAAGAUGUUAUCUCAAUGUUGCGCCGGUCUGGUGCUGACACAGUUAUCACUGCACCCGGUUCUUUCCCUUUUGACCUUGUUGCUAAACACUACCCCAACCUCCGCCAGCUGAUUUGGAUCGUCGAUGAAGGCAGCAGACACAUGGACUGGAACGAAGUCCCUGAAGGCACCGGGAGCAGCGUCAAUGUUUCUACCUGGCAUGAGAUUAUCGGCGACAGCCCAGCCGCUGCUGGCCGCGAGCUCCCCCCUCUAGAAGGUCAACAAGAGCCCAGUGAUGUCAUCCUCUUCUGGCAGUUCAAGUCCGGUAUCCCAUCGGAAAUGGUUACCUUCACAGCUGGUAACUUCGCCUCCGCCAUCGCUUCCCAGCUUUUUGCCAUCCCGACCUCCCAGAAGAUGGGGCCAUCCGAUCUCUUCCUCCCCGCCGACUCUCUCGCCAACAGCUACACUCUCGUCCUGACCCUCGCCGCGCUUUUCUCUAACGCCUCUGUCGCGCUAAACUCUGUUGGAACCCAAGCCUACGACCUCGCCGCCGCGACCCGUGGCAUCUCCCCCACCAUCCUCGUCGCCACGCCGGCCGCCCUCGUCAAGACGCACCAGGAAACCGCCAGCAACUUCUCUUCGCUCAUCGCCCGCAACCUUCACUGGCUACAGACCCGCCACCUGACCCAGUACGGCGUCAUGCCCACCGCCUCGUUCCUCUCAUCCUACUACGAUAGCCUUCGUCCUUCCAUUGGCACCAAGCCCGGCAAGCUUCGCUUGAUCCUGACCGCUGAGUGUGUGGGCUCCGAUACGCCUCGCUUGUCGUCGCAGAUGUUGUCGGAUCUUAGGGCGUACACUGGUGCGCGCAUCAUCUAUGCGCUGUCGGCUGCCAAGGUGGCUGGCGCAGUGGCGCAGACGCUGUUUUAUGAUUAUCGAGUGUUUGAGGAUAAGUGCUCGCACUUUGGGCCGCCGUUGAGCAGCACGGAGGUGUUUUUCAAGGAUAUGGGAGAGUACAAGACUACUGAUGGUGUCAGUAAGGGAGAGAUAUUUGUUCGGGGACCUUCCGUCUCUGGUGGCGAGGCAGCGCUGGGCGUGGCUGGCUAUAUGAGGGAUGAUAACACACUGGCAUAUGCUUAAAAAGACGGGGUAGGACACGUUCCAUCAAUGAUCGAUGAAUGGUAGCCUGUAUGCAGGAAUGCUCUUAUUGAAUGAAUGAGCAGGGAGUUUGAGGCUGGGAGUGGAAUACCUUCCCUCGGAAGAUUACGAAAUAGACGCAUCUUCAAGGUUUCGGGUAACCAAAGACCAGACAAAUCUGAACCGCAAUGACAUUCAGGGCAUUGAGAAUACUAAACUGCAGCAAGAUCAUCGAAUGUGUGUCUUCUAGCUGGCCGUUGAAAACUGUGACAGACAAAAUAUCUACCAUGUCAGACCCAAAUAAAAUUGGAAGAGCCCC